AUGGUAUGGUAUGGCAUGUAUGAAACGUCCAUUCGUGUGGUUAGCAGUCUAGCUCAUAGCCAUGAGGUAAUAAUUAGCCCACAUUGUCCAGUUGACGAAAGCCAACCACUUGUGCUGGGACAUAUUCAUGAGGUGCACUACGUCAGCCUUCUACCGUCUCACGACUAUGUGGAAAUACAGAGAGCAGAAGGACAUGAAGCAGAGUUGGCUUAUGAAAGGACUUUGAAAGAUGAAUAUGUAAGAGUUUACCAUGGUCGAAUCAUGCUCAUUGGUCAGUAUCGUGCAGGUAAAACCAGUUUGAAGAAGAGCCUCUUAGGCCUCCCAUUUGAUCCUAAAGAACAGAGCACUGAUGGGAUUGAAGUGGAUCCGUCAAAGUGUGAAAUUGAUGUUGACCAAGUAAGAAAUUGGCAAUCUACAGAUGAGAACAAACCAGGACUGUUGGAAUGUGCUAAAGAUGUGGCAGAGAUUGUGGCAGAGAAAUUAGUCAGGAGGCAAGGAAAAGAUGAAGAAGAUAGUUCAGGAGAAGAAGAGUGCUCUGAUGAUAAAGCUGAGGCAGAGGAGGACAAAGGCAGUGAAAAUUACCAGGAUUCGGAGAAACAAAACUCACCAAAUGGACCUGAGGCUGAGGCAGAGGAGGACAAAGGCAGUGAAAAUUUCCAGGAUUCCGAGGAACAAAACUCACCAAAUGGACCUGAGAUACAGAUUGACACUUCGCCUCCAGAUGAGAUCAUAAAAUAUGUUCAUCAGUGGCUAGAGUAUAUCAAACGUAGAGGUGACAUCAACAGAGAAGUUAUCUUAAGUUUAGACAUGUGGGAUUUUGCAGGGCAGCAUUUGUACUAUGCCAGUCACCCUAUCUUUCUAUCAUCACGAGCACUGUACAUAUUGGUGCACAAUCUUAGUAAGCCACUAGAUACUCUAGCUGAGCCUUGCGUCAGACAAGGGACCACUGAUGUCAAAUUGGAAAACUGCAACAAUGAAACAAAUAUAGAGAAUUUGUUGUCAUGGCUGGCCACAGUUCACAGUGUUGCCCAAGCACCAGUAACUGAUGACACAGAUAAUGAUGCACAGCACAAGUUGCCCUACCUCCGCCCCCCAGUGUUCAUUGUUGGCACACAUGCUGACAAACCAGUUGAUGACAUUGCAGUGAUAAAAAAACAAAUAAAGGAGAGAAUUUCUGGCAAGGAAUAUGAGAAGCAUGUGGUGCGGCCUCUCUACUGCAUUGACAACACAAGAUCAUCAUCAAAACAACCAGGUAUGCAGUGCUCUCCUGAAACAGGGGUGGCCAGCAUUUUCACUAUUUUCACUAGCUACUCAGAAUUGCCCACUACUGUUAUAAGAAAAAAUGAUAAUGAAAUCAAUGCUGAUAACUUCUGUGGAGAUGCAAUUCCAUUGCUACAAAACAGUAUCAUGGAAGUGUUAAGAAAGGAACCAUACAUGGAAGAGAAAAUCCCAAUCAGGUGGUUCCUAUUUGAAAAGGUGAUUGAAGCUUUAUUGGCCAAACAAAUUUAUCACAGAAGUGUGCAACAACUUGAACACUAUGCAAGGAAAGAGUGUUUCAUGAAAGAUCCAGAUGAGUUUGACUCCAUGAUCAGUUUUUACCAUGACCUGGGAAAGAUAAUUAAGCACCGCAGUACAGUUGUACUGAAGGCUCAAUGGUUGAUUGAACUCUUCAAGCAGCUGAUAACCGUUCCACAUUUUGAUAAAGUGAAGGAACCACUGUAUGCCAAGUACUGGCAAGAACUUGAAGAAAGUGGUAUCCUUAGCAUGAAACUUGUUGAUCACGUUUUCUCAAGCUUUACUGGCCAAGGAAUUGUCAAAGAAGAUAUCCUAGGCAUGAUGGAGCAAUUUGGUUUAAUUGCUAAGUUCUCUGAUUCUUCAAAUAAUUUGAAGUACUUUGUACCAGCUCAGUUAAAGUCGUCACCUGAUGAACUCUUAAAAUUGAGGCCAUCGUCAACUGAUCCAUGUCCAUUGUAUCUCCACUUUGUCCAUGGCUUUGUCCCUCAUGGUCUAUUCUUACAGCUUGUCUCACGGUCUAUUCGUUGGUGUUCCAAGACAUGGGCCGAGCAUCAACCAACCCUGCACCAAAAUGUAGUAUGGUUCAUCAUUGGGAAAGAUAUUCAUGAUUUUGUCCUCAUAUGCGAAAAAAGAUACGUGAAGGUAGUCUUGAGACAAAGAGCACAAAGUCACCAGGUGUUAGGACAAAACUCAGCCGAACUAGCAAUUCUCGUUCGUGAGUUUCUUGAAAAAACUCUACAGGCUUUGCAGCAGGAACUGCCGUACCUGAGAGGACUACAGUAUGAGCUGUGUGUUGCUUGUCCAUAUUGUCAUCAAGGGACAGAGGAACCACUUUAUGCAUGCAUCAAAACCACUUGCAUACACAAGGACUGCUUCCACCUUAUUGAUGCAAAUGAGGGUCAACCAACAAUCUGUAAGCGGAAACUCUCGGAUAAAGUGAUGGCCUGUUGUGGGCUGGAGAAAUGGUUCUCUAGAAGAAGCCAGGAGUCUGCUCCACUCAGUGAAGUUUGUUCAUCCCAUAGCCCUUCACCUGGGGGAAAUUCUUUAAAAGAAGGCGUACCAUCAAAAGACGAAUUGGAAGAAAUAGCUUACAAAAUUGGCAAAAAGUGGAUUAAGCUUGGGCGUCGCCUGAAAGUUGAGGAUGCAAUGCUAGAGGUUAUAACAGACAAAUACAACGAGCUGGACGAGAGAGCAUAUCACAUGUUAAAACACUGGCAACAGGAGAAAGGUUCCGAAGCAACUUACCAAGUUUUGAAUGAUGCAUUACAGGAUAAACUUGUGCAGCGUAAAGAUUUAGCUGAACAAUAUUGCUACAACCAAGGUCAUACAGAAAAGAGAAGAAUCGAAGAUGACAGUUUCCCUCGUCAAAAGGAAGAGACUUCCAAAAGACUGAAAGGAGAUUAAUGUUCUGAAACAGACGAGGUAGGAAGGUUUGGUUGCCGAAUCCUCAAUAUCGUGCAAGAAUUUGUUUUCCAUUUACUCGUGGCAAAGAGGCGUGGUAACCAGUUGAUUAAAUACACUAACGUCCUCCCUCCUUUCUCUUCAGCUGUUAAAUUACACUUCAUCUGGAGCCUACUAUCCUAGAAAUAGGGCAGUACAGCGGUCUAGUCCAGUGGUCCCCGACCAGAAGAGAAUGCGCCUGGCGACCUUCGUGGACGAGUGAAAAGCGAUGAUCUCGAAGACCGAAACAAUAUGAUAAAGGAAUUCAAAUAAAAAUGAAAAUAAAAUGAACGGAAAAGAAAACUGAAUUAAUUUAUUCGGUAGAUGGAAUCGCUGAUUGCGAAAGAGACCAUCUGUAAAAAAAAAUUGAAAAAAAAAGCGUUUUUGAGUAUUUAGUCUGGCAGUUCAAUUUUGAAAUUAUGUCAAUACUUGUAUAGGCUUGCAUUACACACGGCCGACAAAUUGUAUAAGGAUGAAAUUAUAAGACGAUUUAUCAUCACUUAAUUUGGGCGAUUGUAAGCGAUUGUAAAAUUUCUGGGGUAAAAUUCUCAUCCCCUAAUCAUGAAUUCAACAAACUGUCGCAAAAUACAUGCAGAGGAGAAGACGUUCUCUGAGAUAAAAAAUUGUAGGUGACCCCAGUAUCCUCCAUUUUUCGUAAGUGAAAAGAAAACCUCAGUGAUCUCACAGGACGCUUGUAGCAAAUAUAGGAAAUAUUUAUAUCAAGGGUGUCUGUACCUAAAAAAGAAUGAUACCGUAUGUGUUUCUCUGCCCGCUGGAAGAUUGGAGACGAGGUUAUCAAAACAUUUUCUUGACUUCCUUGUCAGCAUCGAAACAUCCUCUACAGAUUUGAUGGAUUUUGAAAAUUCUGAGAUCAGUAUAAUCCUCUUUCUCUGAUUAUAUGUUCAAAUUGAUAAAAGUAAACAAAUACGAGAGGACAUCCUCUUGGACCAUGUACGAAACAAAACAGGAGAGACAGAUGCAAAUGCACGUAGCAUAAUAAAUUUUUCGGAAGUGUUAUUGAGCCAGUGCUGUAUAUCGUAAAGCUAAUCAGCUCUUGAACAGCUACCUAUGCGACCGGAAAUUUCGAGUCAAAACCGGCAGUCAUGCGAGCUCGUCCCGGACAGUCAGCCCUAGCUGCCCUAAGGGCUCUGCCCUGGGUCCACUGCUAUGGAAUGUAAUUCAAAAUGACUUGCCCUUUAAUUUUUUUGGUUGAGUCGAGCUUGUCGAUGUAUUUAGACGACCACCGGAUGUACGACAUCGGAAAUGAACAAUCCAGUGUUGCCUCGGAGCUUAGAGAAACCGCGCGCACUACCACUAGCUGGUACGACUCC
Messenger RNA from Stylophora pistillata, 4286 nucleotides. RefSeq lists its product as uncharacterized. Gene Ontology annotation, molecular function: protein binding. The record is from RefSeq and is a predicted model, not a curated record. Gene Ontology annotation, biological process: signal transduction. NCBI's taxonomy places the organism in Eukaryota, Metazoa, Cnidaria, Anthozoa, Scleractinia, Pocilloporidae.